GAGGGAGGAAGAAUCAAGGGGAAGGGAGGCUUUGUGGGUCCGUGUGUGUAUGUGUAUGUGUGUGUGUGUUUGUGCGACUGUGUGUGCGCGUGCUAGCCAGUGUCUGUGACUGGAGCCCGCUGCUUUCCAAGCUCUCCCUUUCUCUCCUACAGCUGCUUUUGGAUCCAUCCCGAACCUCAACACACACACACACACACACACAUACACACACACAUACAUACACACGCACACACCCCAACAGCCACCAACUAACCACCCCCACCAGCUGCAGCAGCAACAGCCUCCGCCGCCGCCGCCUUGUCACAUGCAGCCAGCCAAAGGGAGAUUUAACAGCAAGGGUUGGCUGUGCCUCCGCUUUCCCUCCUUCUGCAAGGCGAUCCUAGCCAAGCAACGGCGCUGAUAUGUUUUUAUUUAAUUUGUCUUCUUUCUUUUCUGGGAGGCUGAGGGGGGUGGGGGGACAGUAGGGAGUGCGGACACUAGAUGAAGGGAGAGAUGAAGAUUAUUGUUCUUUUUAAGGAUGUCUUCCUCCUCCUGCCUCCCCCUGCCGCCUCUCCAUUGAGCCUUCCUACAAGAGAAGAUGAACCAGAGUCAGAGAUGUAGAGAGCAAAAAACAACACGAGCUCCAUCCAGCUAGGAGGACCCUCCUCUCCUUGGAGGGGAGGGGGAUUUCCAGCGACACAUCAUUGGUGAAGGGAAUCGCAGAGUGAGCAGCCCCCUGAGAGAGGGGGGAAUCCCACAGCCCUUUGUGGUGCACAAGCCAGUGCUGACUGCCGAACGUGGUCUGUUUGAGCAAGUUAUGCCAAUAGAAAUACACUUUGAGAUGGAUUAUUACUUCAAUUGAAUAUUCUACGACUCAUUCUUUGAAGGAUAUUGGUUCUUCAUUCUCAUCCAGUUCAAAAUGGCAGAGAAGGCUCCCCCUGGCUUGAAUCGAAAGACUUCAAGAUCUACUCUUUCCCUUCCACCAGAACCUGUAGAGAUCAUCAGAAGCAAAAAUUGUUCCCGGAGAGUUAAAAUAAAUGUAGGGGGCCUAAACCAUGAAGUGCUAUGGAGGACUUUGGAUAGACUUCCAAGAACGCGAUUAGGGAAGCUCCGAGACUGCAAUACUCAUGAAACCCUGCUGGAAGUGUGUGAUGACUAUAAUUUGAAUGAGAAUGAAUAUUUCUUUGAUCGGCAUCCUGGAGCUUUUACAUCCAUUUUAAAUUUCUACAGGACAGGGAAACUUCACAUGAUGGAAGAAAUGUGUGCCCUCUCUUUUGGUCAAGAGCUUGAUUAUUGGGGGAUUGAUGAAAUAUACUUAGAAUCUUGUUGCCAAGCAAGAUACCAUCAAAAGAAAGAACAAAUGAAUGAAGAAUUGAGACGAGAGGCAGAGACUAUGAGAGAAAGAGAGGGAGAAGAGUUUGAUAAUACCUGUUGUCCUGAGAAACGGAAGAAACUCUGGGACCUGCUAGAGAAACCUAAUUCAUCGGUGGCUGCAAAGAUUUUGGCCAUUGUAUCCAUUCUAUUCAUCGUACUAUCCACCAUUGCCCUGUCUCUCAACACCCUACCUGAACUUCAAGAAAUGGACGAAUUUGGUCAGCCCAAUGACAACCCACAGUUAGCACAUGUUGAGGCUGUCUGCAUAGCCUGGUUUACAAUGGAGUACCUUUUGCGCUUCCUGUCCUCACCAAAUAAAUGGAAGUUCUUUAAAGGCCCAUUAAACGUCAUUGAUUUACUGGCCAUUUUGCCAUAUUAUGUCACCAUUUUCCUCACCGAGUCCAACAAGAGUGUGCUGCAAUUCCAGAACGUGAGGCGGGUGGUGCAGAUCUUCCGUAUUAUGAGGAUACUCCGGAUCCUGAAACUUGCCAGACAUUCAACAGGCCUCCAGUCGUUAGGAUUUACUCUGAGACGGAGUUACAACGAAUUGGGCUUGUUGAUACUCUUUUUAGCCAUGGGGAUAAUGAUAUUUUCCAGUCUUGUGUUUUUUGCAGAGAAGGAUGAAGACGCUACCAAGUUCACCAGUAUCCCUGCCUCAUUUUGGUGGGCCACCAUCACCAUGACUACUGUAGGGUAUGGUGACAUCUAUCCUAAAACUUUAUUGGGAAAAAUCGUGGGAGGCCUCUGCUGUAUAGCUGGGGUGCUAGUGAUUGCUCUUCCCAUUCCAAUCAUUGUGAACAAUUUCUCUGAGUUUUACAAGGAACAAAAACGUCAGGAAAAGGCAAUUAAAAGGCGGGAAGCCCUGGAGCGAGCUAAAAGAAAUGGAAGUAUUGUUUCCAUGAACUUAAAAGAUGCCUUUGCUCGGAGUAUGGAACUUAUUGAUGUGGCUGUGGAAAAAGCAGGAGAUUCUGCCAACACUAAGGAUUCCACGGAUGAUAACCACCUAUCUCCAAGCCGAUGGAAAUGGGCCAGGAAAGCAUUGUCUGAAACCAGCUCCAACAAAUCCUAUGAGAAUAAGUAUCAGGAAGUGAGUCAGAAAGAUUCCCACGAACAACUCAACAAUAGUUCUUCAAGCCCUCAGCACUUAAGCGCUCACAAACUGGAGAUGCUUUAUAAUGAAAUCACUAAGACAACCCAGCCCCACUCACACCUGAACGCCUCUGACUACCAAGAGCAGGCUGAAAAACCACCAGUGUACAAAGAGGAGAUUGAGAUGGAGGAAGUGGCCUGCCCUCAGGAGCAGCUGGCUGUGGCCCAGACAGAGGUCAUCAUGGACAUGAGGAGCACCUCUAGUAUUGACAGCUUCACCAGCUGUGCUACUGACUUCACAGAAACCGAAAGAUCCCCCCUCCCACCCUAUGCCAGCACUCACUUACAGAUGAGAUUCCCCCCUGACCCCACAGGGGCAGAAGAGCACCAAAGAGCCAAGGGACUCCCAUUUUUAACCCUCACCAGGGAGAAAAGUUCUGCCCCUAGAGAUGCUACAUUUGAAUAUACUCCAAUUGACACCACUGGGAGCCCAGACUCAGUAGUACCCCAGUCUGUUCUGCAUGGUCCUCUGCAGUUUGACAACACAACAGAGAGUCCAAAAAGUUCUCUAAAAGGCAGCAAUCCCCUAAAGUCCAGGUCCCUGAAAGUGAACUUCAAGGAGAGCAGAGGCAGUGCCCCCCAGACCCCACCUAGCACUGCCAGGCCCCUGCCUGUCACCACCAUGGCAGACUUUACUCUACCCACACCCCAACAUAUCAGCACCAUUCUCUUAGAGGAGAAUUCUCCCCAGGGCGAGAGACCCUUACUAGGAACUGAGGUCUCAGGACUCUGUCAGGGACCUGCAAAGGGUACAUCCCCUCUGUUUCCCAAACAAAAACUAUUUCCUUUCUCUUCAAGAGAGAGGAGGAGCUUCACUGAAAUAGACACUGGAGAAGAUGAAGACUUCUUAGAGCUCCAUGGAGCCUCUAAGGACAGGCAGACAGACCCCAGCUCAAAUUGCUGUGGGGAUAAGCAUAGUGAUGGAAGAGACCCUUUAAGAGAAGAGACCAGUGCUCUCUCUUCUUCCCCACAAAACACAAGUCACAACUGUAUGCAAGACAUUUAUCAAGCUAUGGGCGAAGUAAAAAAGGACAAUAAUCAAGAAGGGUACAAGAUGGAAAACCAUUUGUUUGCCCCAGAGAUUCACUCAAAUCCUGGGGAAACAGGUUAUUGUCCCACACGUGAAACCAGCAUGUGACUAGUUAAAAAAGCAAUAAAAACUUGUUUCUUAAAAACUACAAUUAGUAAAGCCUAUGAACUAAAAAUGGGAAGCCUCCCCCGUCUUUCCCCUCUCCCACUAAAACAAGUGCAUAAGAUGUUAUUUUUGCAUGGCAUGAACAGUUUAGUUUAAAUACUGUUUAAAUAAAGAGUCGAGGCUGCUUUUUGUAACAAACAACCUAACACAAAUGACUUCAAAUCAGUGGAUAAAAUAAAGAGAGCUCUAUCAGGAAUUGGCAUUCUGCAACGUCUGACAUUUUUGAUCCUUUCACUUAAUUAGACAAAUUUUAAACUUUUAAUUAUUUUUCAGAUUCCAAUGAAUUUUAGAAUUUGCACAUGAAAGGAUGAAAUGUCAAUGCAUGCAUUCAUAACAAUGUGAAAAAAAAAAGGUGCUUCGAGCUUGCAAAAUGCAUCUAUUUGUAAAUAAUGGAUCUGGGGGAGCCAAAAAUCUCAAGAAUAUACGGAAUUAAAUUUCCAGGGACACAAGUACUUCCUUCAUAGCCUGAUGCCAGGAGGAGCUGUACAGACUUAUGUUGCAAGAUUGCAACCUCUAUUUAAAGUAUUUCAUGUACCUUGCUUUCUAUAAUAAGGCUCAUUAAGUCUAUUAGUUUAUUUAAGGGAAGACAGUAUUUUUAGUUCUCUGUGCUAUGUCAUAGGGUGCAUUUUUUUUAUUUGCCUUUGUUUAAUUGUGGCAUUUGUGGUUUAAACUAUAACUCAUGAGAAUAGGCAAGAUUUAAUGACCAGAAAAUAAAUCAUUUGAAAUUUUAUAUUAAAAUUUGGCAAUACCUAGUCAUCAUGGAAAAUACCCACCAUAGUUUAGAGCUAGAAGAGAACUCAGGAGUCAUAGUCUCCCUCCCCUUGUUUUACAGAUCAAGAAUUGGAGGUCCAGGGGGUACAAUGACUUGCACAAAUUCAAAAAGAUAAUAAGCAUCAAAAAUCAAAUUAGAACUCAGGUCCUCUGACUCCAGAGCCUCCUGCCAUAAUACCAUGAGAAACCAGAACAUAAUUGAAGUUUAGAGCAUUUUACCAUUAAUGAAGCAUUUUCCACACAAUGACUUCCACACAAUGAUCUAAGUAUUAUGAGUGAGUCCUUGUUACAGAUAAGAAAACUGAUACCCACUGAAGUUAACUGUUAAUCCAAAGACUCAUGGUCUAUGAAUGGUAGAACCAGUACUCAACCUAAUACACCCGCCAAUUUCUGGGCUCCCAGUCCAGUGCUUUAUAACAUACUGCCCAAAAUUCUAUUUAACAAUAGUUUUUUUUAAUGGUCAUUUUGAUCCAAUCUUGUUAAAAUAUGAUUAUCUUAGAAGCUACUACAUUUUCCUCAGGUCCAAGAUGGACUGUCUCUCUCUCCUUUUGCUGACAUUCCAAUAGGCUCAUGAACACUUCUUCUUCCUUAAAGAGAGUCUUCAUUUAAUCUUUGGAUGAGUGAAGAGGAAAUAGUCACUAAAGAUGACUACUAUAUUGCCAAUGGAACACAUUUUGAGGUGCUGAAAAAUAGCCCUAUCCUAAAAAAUAAGAAAUCUCAUUUCUCUUUUAUACUAUGCCAUUAGCUUGUUUCAGAGAAGUCACCAAAACUCUCUUCGCUUCAGUUUUCUCAUCUGUAAGAAUGUGGUUUAAAUGAUUUCCUGUGUGCCUUCUUUUAGCUCUAAAUUUCUAUAUUGCAGUAGUUUUUCAGAAAUCUCUGAAAUCUGCUUGACUUUAAUUAAAGAUAUGUGAAUGUCUGGUGAGAGAUACACAGUUCAGAAUACACUGGACCAAAAUACAAGCACAAAAUAUUUUUUAUAAGAAACUACAUCAUAAAUUUUAUUACCAAGUCACUUUCUUUUAAUGAUGAAUCUAACUUAAAACUUUUACAAAAUAUGAUUUCUUUAUGAAUAGAAUCUGGUCAUUAUCUCUCAAUUUUGAAUGCAAUUUGAAGGAGGGGUUCGUAGUUGAAAUACAGGUAGCCCUACUGUUGAAUAUAAUUUUGCCUAUUUAUUUCCCACUGUGCUUACAACUUAAAAUAAUUUUCACAUUUAAUUAUUCUGAAACACAGCUCUUACAUGUUAUGAUCAUUAAUCACAUAUAUUUAUUUAAAUUGUUUCUUAGUUGAUAUUUUCAAUGACUAAGACUAAAUGAGAAUCAGUUUUUAUAUGCUUAAAGUGUUGGUCUGUAUUUUCUAUAGACAGUUUUCCAAAAUCAAACCUAAAGGUAUUUUCCAGAAUACUGGCCUAUAGGUUAAAUAUAAACAAGACCCAAUCGCCACUUUACAAUGUGUCUACAUGAAAUGAGGUGUUGUUGGGGUUUUUUUUCUCUGAAUGUUCUGUAAUAAUGGGUCUCUUUAAAAAUUACAAAGGUAAAAUAACUUUGUGUCAUUUGUCUACAUGAUACAUGUUGAAACGAAGAGUGCAGACAGUUUUCUGGGGUGAAUUUGUCUUACUGCCCAAAACAAUUCAACAAUGAUGUAUCUGUUAGUCCUACUCCAGGUUCUGCCCAAAGACCCUAACUCUACAACCCAUGAUUUUGAAAGCUUCCUCUCAGAAAAGUGACCUCUUCAGCCCUUUUCUUUAAAAAUUAUUUUAUGGUUGAGAAUUUUAAGAAAUUCUGCUACCCUGAGCUCUUCCUCCAAUUUUCCCUAAUUUUUUAUUGUCAAAAUCUUUAGUAGAAAAGAAAAACAUUUUAUUCUUCAGACAAACAAUCUCACAAAGAAAUAUGUUCUUGAGUCUGAAGGCUUCCAAGAUAGUCUGGAUAGUAUACUGAAAGCUACCUGGAGAUUAUUGAUCCUAGGGAAUAUUCCUUACUGUUAGCUACAACUUAAUUCCUGUUGAUACUUGUCACUGAGCAAAGAAUGUGUGGAUCUCAAAAGAAAUAGUCUAUGACAUGGAUGAUCUGCUCAUUCUGUUAAAUCUAGCAACUAAUAUGGAUUUUCACAAGAUUUGCUUGGCCAUAUAAAUUCAUUUUAAAAUAAAAAUAAAGCUAUUAGUUCAGCCAUGUCAUUGCCUAAUUUGCUCAGAAUAGCUUCAUUUAAACUGCUUACCAGAACAUUGAUAGUUCAUGAACAAAGAAGAAAUCAAAGUGAAUAUCUAGUGUGUCACAAGGAGGAGUGAGUGCCUGCCAUAAGCACUAAAAGUUAGGACUAGAAAAGUCUUCUUUAAAUGGUAAGGAAAAAAAACUACAUUGGACCAUGAAGAUAUUAACACCCAUGAAUGGGUGCUAUUCCAUGUGUACAGACUUAGAGGAGCAAAUUAUCAGAGAAAACAAUAAUGAUUUGAAAGUUUAAGUAUAUCCUCUCAAACUACCAAAAAUUCACAAGGAGGUUUCAAGAGAUUAUUUUGUAAUUACCCCAGUUUAUUAAAAGUAGUGUUUGGCCAGUUAACUACAUUCAUUUAUUUUAAAAAUUAUUAUGGACAGUGAAUUGUGGUCAUUUCAAUUGUUAUCAAUUGAAUUACAUUGAUAUUUAUGAUAACAUGAAAUUUUGAAAUUAAAUCAUUAUAUUAUUGUUGCAUUUAGGAAAAAUAUAAUUUUGUAUCAUGUAGCAGUUUCUUCUUCUAAGACUUUGGACAUGAAAUACAUUAGACAAAAGAUCAUACUAAACUAAUUGUUUCAUUGAAACAAAAAGUAAAAUGUACUUGCAAAUACUUUUAAGCUGUGUUCAAAAUAGUAAGGAAAAUAUCUUCCCUUAAGAGUAGAUUGAAGAGGAUUUUGGAUUGUUUAACAUAGUUUUAUUCUAAGAAUGUAAAAUCAAUAAAUGCCUAUCAAAAUAAUGUAAUGAAUAAAUGAAAUUCUGAUUUUUAAAUAACUAUUUUCCUAGGAAAUAAAUGGUGAAAUUGAUUGGUUGCUAUGAAUUUCACCAUGUUGUCUUUAUGAAAUCCAAACUGUGAUUUCAUAAAAUUUAUUUUAAAGAACAUAUAAAUAACUAUUUAACCCAAUAAGGGAUUAGAUUGCUUUUCCUCUAAAUUAAUUUUAAAAUAAUUGCUUUCAUUUCUAUUUAUCUAGAGAAGUUGCCAAAUUAGUACAGGAAUUAAGAAAAUCUCUAUGAAGAUUUAUAUUUUUAAUUAACAAUUUUGCUUAUAAUAUUAAAAGCCAAGGAUUUUUAAUGAUUAUUUUACUUAAUAGCCACAUGUUAACAGCAAAAUAUUGCUGUUUUUUUAUUUUGGAAGUAGGUUUUUUUUUGUUUUUUGUUUUUGUUUUUUGGUAUUCAAUCUUUAAAUUCAUAUAGAUUUAAAUUUUGGUUAAAAUUCUAAAACCAACCUUCAUUCCUUUCUGCCUGCUUACCCGUCCAUUUCCUUCUUUUCUUCUUUCCUUUCUUCCCAAUUGCCUUUCCUCCUUCCUUAAUUUCUACCUUCUUUUCUCCUGAAACAAGUCCUAUGAAACUUGAAUGAAAAUGGAAAUUUGAAAAGAAGGCACAUUACCAAUAAAAAGGGGGAAGAGUUCUAAACCCCAAAAUCUUAGAGCACUUCCUAAAUUGUUGAAUUCCAACUUAAGAAAUAUUACCAUUUGUUGAUUGAUUUCAAUUUAUGCUACUUGCCUGACAUAAUUGAAUAAAUAUUUAUUUUUCUAUUAUUGCCAUUUAUGCAUAACUUCUUUACUAGUCUUAAAAACUUUUAGCCUAUAAACAUGUGUAUAUAUUUUUUUUUAAUAAAGAAAAAACCCUUCUUUAAUAAUAGGGCAACACCGGGUGGCCAGGAGUUAAAAACUCAACAAAAGGGAAAUAUGGCACAGAAAAUAUAAGUUAAUAAGAUGUUUUAAGCAAGGAAAUAUAUAUAUAUAUAUAUAUUUAGUAUACAUGUGAAUAUAUUUAUAUAAGUAAAUAGAGGCAUAUAUUAACAAGAAUUUCAGAAUUGUGAUUGUAAAUCUAACUAUUAAUCCUCUGUUAAAGAAAUCACUAGUAAAAAUAUUUUCAUGCAUAAAGAAAUUCUGUGACUGGGUACUGUCUAGUUCAAUGGGAUGAGCUGAGGUCUCUAUAAAUAUGUAGGUUUCUUGAGUUUUUACUACAUGUGUUUCAAUAUUUCUCUUCAAUAGUCCCCUAUUUUAUUCAAGUUCUAAUACUUUCCCUUUUCUAAAGAUAAAGUCCAACCUUCCAUUGCAGUAUCAUUAGAAUAGGAAUACUAAGUUCUAAUGAAUGGCCAAAAUCUAUUGAUAGUAAUGGGACUUGUCCCAUUAGUUUCAAUGAGAACUUGUCUAUUAAAACAACCCCUUAACCUUGAAAGGAUGUUGUUAGAAACAAAAGAUUCUGUUGCAUAAAGUCAUUUCUACUUAUUCAGGCUUUUUUAUUAUAAAAAAAAGAAUAAAAAUAUUGAAUGAUGAAGUGAGGAGCAGCUCCAAGAAGGACUGACUCUGGUAUAGACACAAUUUGUAUAGAUAGACUUCUUAAUAUAGUCAAUAUAGCUCAACAAUAUGAUUUGAAAGAAAUUACCCACUCCCAUAAUGGGUAUUUUGUGAGACAAAAAUGAAAAAAUUAAUUUGUCAGGAAAGUAAGUGGUAAUCAAGAAGAUAAAUUUGAAAAGAAAAAUCAAUAUCUUCCAUCACUCACUUACCAACAAUAAACUCAAAGCAAUAGUUUUAAAGACUGGCAUUUUAGAAUCAAUCAUUUUAUAGCUGCAUUGUAAAUGUUAUCUUUCUCCAAAGUUUUUGGUAAAACUGCUGCCAGUCUUCUGUGGCAUCUCUCUUGGUACAAUUCUAUAUAUUGCCAUUAGAUUGAAUUGAAGCUCUGACAACAGGCUACCUAUAGUUCAUUCAGAACCCAAGUCUUCAGGUGUCUGGAGCUAUACAAACUCACACCUUAAGAAUCAACAGGAGUCUAGAAGUCAACUGAAAGCACCAGUUUGUAUUCAUUAUGGACCUCUUUUUUUAAUGAUUUAAUUUACCAAUUGAAUCUAAAAUUUCAGUUCAAUUCAGUGACUGCAGGUAGAUUCAUCCUUAGUUAAUCUUAUAAGAUAGGUCCUAAAAAUCAAGAUUUCCCAAAGCAUUGAAUGCUGUUUAUCCAGGGUAAUGUAGAAGGAAUGGGGAGACCUAGAUGUGAUUUCAUCAGUGUGGGGAACUUCAGUGUGUACUAAUCUGUAAUUUAUUAUAUAAUCACUGAAAUGUUAAAUGACUUGUUCCCAGUCCCCACCACAGUAUAUGUAAGAAGGAAGAAUUAAACCCUGGGUCUUUUUUAUUCUGAAGUUGAACUUCUAUUCCCUAAGUCAUGCUGCCUUUCAUGCUAUGGGCCUGUGUAUUUUUUUUUUCUUUUAAUAGCCAACUAAAAACAAAUAUGGACUUUAUUUUUUUAGACACCACAUACUACUAUACAGGAUUCACUAGUAACAAAAUGACCUAUGCUAUGCACAUUCUCUGGAAUCAUCAGUUUUCCUGUUCAUUUUUAAACCUAUUUUUAAAAAUUUAUAGAACAUUAUCUUUGCAUUAUGAUAUCCAAAUUUUAAAAUGUAUGCAAAUUUAAAGCAUCAUGAUAUUAAACCAUAAACAAGUCAGAAGUAAAUGUAUAAAAGAAGUUUUUUUAGUAGUAAUGAAAUGCUAUUAAGUCACUGAAACAUUCUUUUUUUUUUAAUAUUAAGCUUUAGAUUUAACUGCAUAUGUUUCCAGCUGCUAAUGUUCAACCUGAAACUAUGUGUGUGUGUGUGUGUGUGUGUGUGUGUGUGUGUGUGUGUGUGUGUAGUGAAAUAGGGAAUGGAAGUCCUAAAAUGCCAAUUGAUUUAAUGUAUUUUCAAUGGGAAAAAAAAAUUAUCCUCUACCUAAUUGGUACUAGUCUAUUAGGAAAGACAUUUGGGAAGCUCAAUUAAUGUUUCCAUACAGAACCGGACCACUAAUAUUUUGGUGACCUUUUCCUUUCUAUCAAAUUCUUCCUGGACUGCUUUAGAAGAUCCCUAUCUAAAUUCAUUCUUCAUCACUCCUCCUUCUCAUUUCUCUAAACCCCUCAACAAAGAUCACUCACUUAUUGGUCAUAGAACAGUUAUCAAUAAAGAAACACUCAUUACAAAUUAGAGCAUAAUGGAUUUAUGCAGAAGAGCAACUUAGAACCCAAGAUUGACGAGUGGGGAGGUUGUGAGAGAAUUGAAGAUUACAGCAGAUUACAGAGGAAAAAAUGAUAAAGAGACUUAUGUGAAUACAGCAUAAAAGUGACCUGAUAAGAGUAAAGAUAGAUUUCCUCAAUUUUUGUUGCUAGCAAAAGAACAAUAGUUCUCAGGAAAAAUAAGGCAAAUUUUCUGUCUCUACACCAUACACCUGAUUUUCAAAGAUAAAUAGUUUCUUAAAUAGGAGGGAGAGGGGUUAAUAAAGAAAUCAUUACUGAGGAGUGGUAUCUGAGAUGUCAGAGAAUGCCCAAUUGAAGAUAUCACAAAAUUCUAGUAUAUUUGAUAAAUGUAACAUUUCAACCAAGGAAAAUAGAUGC
This is a messenger RNA of Sarcophilus harrisii (Tasmanian devil), 11029 nucleotides long. It is a transcript of the gene KCNB2, whose product is annotated as potassium voltage-gated channel subfamily B member 2. Gene Ontology annotation, cellular component: membrane; voltage-gated potassium channel complex. Gene Ontology annotation, molecular function: delayed rectifier potassium channel activity; protein binding. Lineage: Eukaryota; Metazoa; Chordata; Mammalia; Dasyuromorphia; Dasyuridae. Gene Ontology annotation, biological process: protein homooligomerization; potassium ion transmembrane transport. Bases 899 to 3640 code for a protein of 913 amino acids. The transcript has 3 exons. The record is from RefSeq and is a predicted model, not a curated record.